This is a messenger RNA of Alternaria atra, 1857 nucleotides long. RefSeq lists its product as uncharacterized. Bases 1 to 1857 code for a protein of 618 amino acids. The record is from RefSeq and is a predicted model, not a curated record. The transcript has a single exon. Lineage: Eukaryota; Fungi; Ascomycota; Dothideomycetes; Pleosporales; Pleosporaceae.
AUGCUCAUGGGCAGCUAUCUUACGCCCCUAAAGCAACGCGCCAUUGACAACGACUUUCCAAAAGCGUGCGGCAUGGAGCAGAAGCAGCCGAAAGCGUCGCGAAGGUCUGGCUCGUUCAAUCCAGAAGCACCAACUUUCAGUCCAACCAUCGCCGAGACUAGCAUGUCCGCUGGGCCUGCAGGACCAACUCCGCCUACCAGUCCGCGACAGAAGGUAAAGGUGCCAUAUGUGUUCGACGGUAUGUUUUCUUCCGCGCCGACGUCACCACAUAAGACUGACAUGUAUGUGGAAGACUCGCCUUUCCGCCCUACUAGAGACAUGCGGCCCAACUACGAAGGCUACGAAGAGUUCAAUGCAGUGCGGAUGACGAGGGAGCUGCCAGAUCAGAAGGACAUGCCACUAGACUCUCUUCAAAAGAUGCUACGAGGUGAGACCAACAGCAUCACGAUGCUAGGAUCACACGCUGACCUGAUAGAUCACCAUAUCGCCUUGAAUCAGGAUCCACCUGGUGCAGAGUUCCGCAGCGGUCUUGCCAGAGAUUCUGUCAAAAGAUCCAUGCCACACCCUCUGCCUAACCUGUUCUCUACCCAGCGACUUCACUCAGACUCCAAUGCUCCUGGCGUCGACGAGCUGAGUGCAGGCCUCGGUCUGCCUGGUAUCUAUAGGAGGGACACUAACGUCGACUCACCAGCACGCUCCAACAAGUCACGCGACUCUGAAAUUCUGUCUGAAGAUCUCUUUGGUAAGCUCAUAGGACGGGCGCUGGACAAGCCGUUAACUGCCAAUGCCUUAGCACAAUACCUCAACGGCAAGAGUGCAUCCUCGGAUGACCUGGCUAACCUAUUUCGAGGACACAAAGGCUGCAGUCAUGACAUGUAUUCGGGAGGACUUACAGGAGGAGGGCACCAGCCUAUGAAACUAGUGGCACCGCCUCCUGGCUUCGCCGGAGAACGUCCUCGUGGGAUCUUCACGGAUGAGCGCAGUUCAGUUAAUCCUGUAGCUAUGGAGUCGUCAGUGCAGCAAGUACUUAUAGGUGCUGCACCACUUGGACAUCCACGACGCUUCAGCGAUCUUCAGUCUGUCAGCCAUGCGCAAUACGGUAGCCAUGCACGUGGACCGUCUAGAUAUUAUCGCCCACGAGCACUUACCCGCACCAAGCGCACCGAUCAAGGUCCUGAGCCUUCGCAUGCCGAUAUCUACCCCGAUGAUGCGAGCUUUAUGCCUCGUCGUCCAGCGUACCAACCCGAGCCUGCAGGUGUCUCCCAGGGUUACACUCCGGCCAUAGCGCCAGUUAGACAGUUCCACGCAGAAGACGGCAGAGUCUGGCCCACCCCAGCAGAAGUCUACAGGCAGAAACCUGAUAGUCCACCUAGACGUAGUGUCUUCGCUCGUAACGCUCCGUCCGUCGAAGAUUGUGCGCCAGAACUUUGGUCUCCGCCCCCUGCGCCAUCCAUGUUGCAGUACAUGCAACAGUUCGGAGAGCCCUCCCACCCCCUUGCCUUGAAAUUUUCCCUUCCAGCCCCAUCUCCCUCACCUCCGUUCAACAUCUUUGCAGGCCACUAUCCUCCCACAAAUGCUGACAUCCACGAACCUGACGCAGAGAUGGAGUGCCUCCUCGCUGUUCUUCCCGACAUCUUCGACCUCGACCUACCUGAGCUGCCCUGUGACCAGCGCCCCCUUACACCUGGUCAGACAAACGGCACGAGGUACGGCGUGGAGUUCCAUGAUAUCGGACUAGGCGACCGCUGGAAUUGUCCUGAUGCGCGCGAGGGAGAGCCGUUCCGAGUACGCCCCCGCGACCAUGAUGGUUGGGGUGGGUGGCAGUGGGCUAUCGACAAGGGAUGGGGAAAUGAGUAA